AUGUCGCAACAACAGCCAGAGGAGAGAGUGUUCACCUUUGUAGACUAUGACAUUAACCGACGCGGAGUCACCGAGACAGCACGCGCGCAUCUGAUGAAAGAUCGUGUGCGAUCCAAGAGAGAAGCGCGAUCAGAAUGGGUUUCUCGAAACCAGUUCUCGCCGUUGCGAUGGAUGCGACCCAAAGAGGAAAAUGGACAACCAAAUCCAGACACAACAAAUGCACCGUCCGCCAGGGCUGGCGAAUCAGACCGGGCGACCAAGAAUCGAAUUUCUCAUUAUGCAGCUGUCAUCGACUUCCAGCGGGAUAGCGUCACGGUGUCACCAUUUCUACGGAAGCCUCGUUCAGAAUCACCACGUUCGAGGACCGCCGUUAAAGCCGAACCACGGACAAAGCUGGAGGGCCAGGACAAAACUUCGUCUGAACGGGCGACAGUCGACAGGAAACGACGUGCACCGUCACCAGGAGAGGGCGAUCCUCCAGGGGACUCCAGAUUAGGCAAUUCUCCCUUUCCCUUUACCGACACGGAAUCGCCCAGGUCCAGUGCCAGCGUGUAUGAUGUGGAGCGUCACUCUCCGCAACUGUGCACCAAGUCGCGCAGGGAAAGCAUGGAGAGUCGCUCGGAAUUCGGAUUAUCGUUACUCGAAGGGCUGAAGAUCGAAAACACUCCGCCUGAGCAGCAGUCGACCCUGCAGGAUCGCUUUCCUGGAUCCGAGGAAGAACCGCACCGCACGGUGCUGCGAGAACUCCAACAGUCGGUCGACGUGUCGCGUAUUGUCUUGACGCCAAUCGAUCGUAAUUUGAUUCGGUACUUCGCGCUAAACGCAGCAUCCAUGCUGGGCUUGGAUGUUUAUCCCGAGAUCGUGCAAAAACACGACCCUGUGCUCAAACUGUUUAUCCCAUUUGCUCUUUCAAGCCAAUGGUGCUUCGAGACCAUGGUACUACUCUUCAGCGCCAACCAUUUCCGAAAAUACGGACCACAGCCCGAGAUCGACUUGUUCGAUGCCGAGAACCACUAUUUGGCCGCUCGACAGAACUUCAUACUUGCACAAACUCGGCAAAGGAUAUCCGCCCUGGCCAACCAAAAGGAUUCGAGUGACGAAGACGUAGUGGCCUUCCUGUUUCUGGCCUUGGCCGAGUAUUGUGCGGGCCACCGACAAAUUGGACUUAUGCACUUCAAAGCCUGGAAAGAAUACUGCGAGAUGCGACGGGUGCUGGGCAUUAGGCCCUGCGGUCUCCCCUGCAAGACCAUCGUGUGGUGGUGUAUCUCGGUACUGACGGAGAGCGAUGUAUUGCUCGAUUCGAUUAUUAAUCCUGCCACCAGAUCUCGGGUCAGGGAAGAUCCUGGCAAACUCUUUAGGUAUUUCGAGAGUUUCAGUGGGCAACAGUCGAGUGAGACGGACAAGUUGGCGCUGCCGGCAAAGUUGGACAGGAGGAUCACCUGUUAA
This is a messenger RNA of Fonsecaea multimorphosa CBS 102226, 1446 nucleotides long. RefSeq lists its product as uncharacterized. The transcript has a single exon. The record is from RefSeq and is a predicted model, not a curated record. The coding region runs from base 1 to 1446 and encodes 481 amino acids. NCBI's taxonomy places the organism in Eukaryota, Fungi, Ascomycota, Eurotiomycetes, Chaetothyriales, Herpotrichiellaceae.